UUUAAAUAUCGAAUCAAUAUUAGUCUCAACUCAGCUCUUAAGUAACCUUGUCAUUUUGCUUCAGUGAUAAAUUUAAGAUUCGCAAAUGGAUACUUUUGAUACAUAUCACGCAUUUUUGAUAACAUCCAUUCUACAUUUUGGCGGCUCGACACCUUUGAGUAUAAAAGAUAAUCUGGUGCCUACAGUGUUCAGAUCCGAACAAGUUAUAUUUUCAUCCAGUUCCAAUAUAACUAGACUCUUAGUACCAUCAGAUGGCAGUACAUAUUUUCUGGACGACGUUUCAGAUCUACCAUCUGUAUUUUUUACAAUAAACGAUUCUAGAUUAGACGGUGGCAGUUGUAUUUAUGUCUUGGAAGAUUUAGCUGCAUAUGAAAUACUCGAAGGAGGAAGAGACUCGACUUCCGAUUAUAGUGAAGACAAAUCAGUUUAUUUUGGUGGUAAAGAUGGCGUGUAUAAAUACGAUUCUGAGAGUUUAUCAGCUAAGAAAUUCGGACGGUUUCACGAUGACAUUAUUCAAAUUCAAAAAGCAAAUGGAACCGAUGUAAUAUACUUUUUAACGUCAAACAAUAAACUAUUCAAAUUGGAACAGAAUGGUACAAUUAGAACAAAAAUAGAAGCGGUUACUUGCGCUCUAGAAUUUGUUUUGGAUACAUCAAACAACAUAUAUUUUAUAGCUUGUGUAGAUGGAUUACCACGUAUAAUUAAAACUGAUGGAAACUUAGUUACUUAUAUAGCCAGUAUAACAGAAGAUAUACAAGAAGUUCAUCUGUUACGACCGGCUUUCAUAAUGGUAGAAUGUAUACCAUUCUUCGGCGAUGGAAAUUUAUAUGUGUUGUAUGUUAAUGGAACAAGUGAGAGAAAAGACUUUUAUUUGAACAGAAGAAUAUCAGCAUAUAGUAUUGAUGCAGCUUUGUAUCUGGUUGCGGCCUUAGACGGAAAAAUAUACGAGUAUAAUGUUAUGGAAGCUAUGUUGAAAUCCAUGUUCGGUUUUGCUUCGAAUUGGUCAACAGAUCUUAGUAAAAUUGUAAUGUCCAUCAUAGAAACCACUAAGGAUAGUAUUUAUAAGGAUUGGAAUUCGGUUUUUGAUCAAUAG
This is a messenger RNA of Vanessa atalanta (red admiral), 1093 nucleotides long. RefSeq lists its product as uncharacterized. The transcript has 2 exons. NCBI's taxonomy places the organism in Eukaryota, Metazoa, Arthropoda, Insecta, Lepidoptera, Nymphalidae. Bases 86 to 1093 code for a protein of 335 amino acids. The record is from RefSeq and is a predicted model, not a curated record.